GUGACUAGCACCAGCCUCGCAGACUGAGCCGCCUCGUCGACCUGCACCGCCCCAUCCAUUCGAGCCAAAUCGCGAGCCGUCCGUCCUCUCGGUCUUCCUCGUCUUCGCUCCUCGAGCCGCCGCCGCCACACAUGCACCAAGAAGCGCACAAGACUCGCUGGCUCGUCCUGCACGGCCCGCUCAUCUUCCCUGCUCGCCUCGCCGUUAUCCUCAAGGACAUCGUGCCCGUCGCGUCCAGCACCGUCCAGGUCCACGACGCCUUCCUCUCGUUCGACGUCCCCGGCGUCCCUUUCCUCGAGCCCGCCCACGCCAACGUCCUCGUCAAGGGCUUCAACGACGACGGCGAGUGGUCGAGCAAGACGGACGGAGAGAAGGGGCUGGACCGCGAGGGCGAGGCGUACAAGCGCUGGGUGUGGGCUCGCUGCUCGCCCGGCGUCGACUUUGCCGGAUCGCUCCCGCGAGAGCUGGAGGGCGUCGCCUACGAGCUGGCUGAGGACGACGUCGAGACCGUCGUCAGCCGCGCCCUCAAGUUCCUCCCGAGCAGCGUCCCGACCGUUCUCGUCCCCGUUCGCGCGUCCAGGUUCGAGCUCGGCGACGUGACACGCUCUCUCGGCGAGGUGUCGGCCGACAUUAUCGUCGCUCAGCCCGAGACGCCAACAGCUGGCCUGCAGCCCUCUCGCGACUACCACAUGCUCAUCCUUCGCGGCGCCUUCCUCAACGUCCUGUCGCAGCCGUACCUCGCCCAGCUCACCAUCCUGCGGCCGAUGGACCUCUCGCCGCCAGCCAAAGCCCGCACGGCCCGCCUGUACCGCCUCCUCCUCGUUCCCUCGUUCCUCCUCUUCUACCUCCCGAGUCGGAUUCUCGGCCCAGUGUGGGCGCAACUCGGUGCGUUGCUGUUUGGGCGGGGCGCGCCGGCGCUCAGGGCGCUCGAGCGGCUGUCGAGGGGCACGGCGGGGAGCGGGUACUGGAACGACUUGGCCAAGUAGAGGCUCUUGUGUAGACUGCCAUCACGAACUUUAUCAGUGC
This is a messenger RNA of Rhodotorula graminis WP1, 1026 nucleotides long. RefSeq lists its product as uncharacterized. The record is from RefSeq and is a predicted model, not a curated record. NCBI's taxonomy places the organism in Eukaryota, Fungi, Basidiomycota, Microbotryomycetes, Sporidiobolales, Sporidiobolaceae. The transcript is spliced from 4 exons. Bases 132 to 986 code for a protein of 284 amino acids.